AUGUUUCGGUGCAAUAUGGUUAAAGUUACUUACAUAAUCUUGUUUGUAGUAGCUGUGAGCCUUAGUAGUGUUCAAGCAGAUGAUAAGAAUUCCAAGCCUGAGUUUAACCUGGAUACGAUCGCAUUUGAAUGCGCUCAGAAGUUCGAUAUCUCUAAAGAACAAUUUUCUAAAGCUAUAAUGACAUUCGAUGCGAGUGUACUUGCCCCAUGCUUUUGGAAAUGCUGCUUCAUGAAAGUUAGAGUUCUUAAUAGUGAGGGUCAAUACGAUUUUGAUACUACACUAAAUUUAGCUAAGGACAUAUUCAAGAAUAAAGAUAAACAGUACGAAAUGGUUGAAGAAAUUUUAAAAAAAUGUGUAUCAGUAAACGAUGAGUCCGUUAGCGAUGGAAAUGCUGGAUGUGAAAGAAGCUCUUUACUAGCAAGUUGCAUGUUAGAAAAUGCCAAGAAAACAUUCACAAUUCCGUCCCGACCGACCGUGAUUUGA
Molecule: messenger RNA, 483 nt
Organism: Spodoptera littoralis (African cotton leafworm)
Lineage: Eukaryota; Metazoa; Arthropoda; Insecta; Lepidoptera; Noctuidae
Source: the annotation of a GenBank genome assembly